GGGGAACAUGGCGAAGACCUACGACUACCUCUUCAAGCUGCUGCUGAUCGGCGACUCGGGCGUGGGCAAGACGUGCGCGCUCUUCCGCUUCAGCGAGGACGCUUUCAACGCCACCUUCAUCUCCACCAUCGGCAUCGAUUUCAAGAUCCGGACCAUCGACCUGGAGGGCAAGAAGAUUAAGCUGCAGAUCUGGGACACCGCUGGGCAGGAACGCUUUCGGACUAUCACAACGGCUUACUACAGAGGAGCCAUGGGUAUUAUGCUGGUAUACGACAUCACCAAUGAAAAGUCUUUUGAAAAUAUUCGGAACUGGGUCAGGAACAUUGAAGAGCAUGCUUCUCCAGAUGUAGAAAAAAUGAUACUGGGAAACAAAUGUGAUAUGAACCAGAAGCGGCAAGUUUCCAGAGAUCAAGGAGAGAAGCUGGCCCUUAGCUUUGGAAUUAAGUUCAUGGAGACCAGCGCAAAGGCAAACAUUAAUAUAGAGAAUGCAUUUUUUACUCUUGCAAGAGACAUCAAAGCAAAAAUGGACAAGAAACUGGAAGGCAACAGCCCUCAAGGCUACAGCCAGGGCGUGAAGAUCAGCCCGGAGCAACAGAAGAAAAGCAGCUUUUUCCGAUGUGCCCUUCUCUGAAGGGUGCAGCCUUAGCACUACUACCUGGACUGAUUCGACUUCCUGGACUGUUCCUGCUUGUAAGGGGCUUCCUCUCUUUCUCUGGAUCUGACUUCCUGCAGUCCACCCUGCUAGGAUGUGUCUGUUAGAAGGAGACUGAGAGCUAAAGCACACGAGACGAAUUACACGAGGACACUCGGGUGAAGGGAGAUGCAACGUUAGCUGGGAAGCAGAGUUUGAAUUUCACCUGUCUCUACAGAGCUGGCUAGAUAGCUCUUCAGAGGGUUUGUUACUUUCCUCUUCGCCUCGGGGAAGGCUCUGGCAAUUAUUAACAAACCCUCUGAAGAACAUCUUUGUGGCUCUGUAGAGAGGUAAAAUUAACAAACCCUCAGAGGAUCUUUUCCGGCUCUGUAGAGUGGGAUGAAAUUCAAACUACACUUCCUGGCUAACAUUGCAUCUCCCUUCACUUGAGCGUCCCUUGUGUAAUUCGUCUUGUGUGGUUUUGCUCGGAGAAGGUGAUUUCUUUUCCUGACUGACUCUUGUGUGCUAGAGAAGAUAGCUAUUUUCUCAGUGAUUCUGCUUGGUGGAAAACGUGCCGGGUUUGGGGAGAGGUGUAGCAAGAGAUCACCUGAAGGAACUUUCUUGAUGGGGUUCUGUCUGUUUCUUGAAGAUAUGUUUUGUUAACUGCAUUGGGCCUAAUUGAAAAAGCAAGCUAUGAUCAGAAUAUUUCUAAAUGAUUUCCCACAAAACUCACAAUCUUUGUAGGGCACAAGAAUGUUUAUAGGGCUUAAUUGUUGUUGGCUACAAGCACUGAUUUUUUUAUAAUAGUAGACCCCCUGCCCUUGCAUCAAGGGGCCACAAAUCUCACACUUCCCUUGCACAAAACAGCACCUUUAUCUGCUCCUAGUGUGCUCUUUCCAUUUGUUCUAGACAUUCCCAUGGUAGAAGUUGCACAAUUCCGCAAUGCAAAAAUAAAUCUAUUUUUUUAGAGAAACUAAAGUAUGCUGUCCUAUGCAAAUUGAAGAAGAGGAAUGCUUGGGUGAAUAAUGAAAGAGGAACUGCUUUUUUUGCUGUUUGCUUGCAUUCCACGAUAUGUUGUAUGGCCCUGGCCUUACAUACUACAUAAGUAAAUGGGUUCCUCUUA
Molecule: messenger RNA, 1754 nt
Organism: Eublepharis macularius
Lineage: Eukaryota; Metazoa; Chordata; Lepidosauria; Squamata; Eublepharidae
Gene: RAB8A
Product: RAB8A, member RAS oncogene family
Exons: 8
Coding region: 8-631 (207 amino acids)
Biological process (GO): Golgi vesicle fusion to target membrane; cellular response to insulin stimulus; protein secretion
Cellular component (GO): synaptic vesicle; dendritic spine; trans-Golgi network transport vesicle
Molecular function (GO): GTP binding; GTPase activity
Source: RefSeq, a predicted model, not a curated record